AGUGCUGGCGAGGGGAGGGAUUAGAGGCUCCUGUGUAGCGAAGGACCUGAAACGAAGGUGGACGCGGGUGGAGACAGGUGUCCCCCGGGUUUUGUCAGCACCCUCUUUGGCUGCCUUUCAGAUCUAGGAAUGCACUAGAAUGAAUGUCAACCAGCAAGCUCACAUGGCCUCACCAUAUGGACAGUCCCAUCCUGGCUACCAGGGCUACCCUCAAGGAGGCUAUGGGGGACAGCACAUGACAGCUAGUUACUCUGGACAGUAUGCACCCUACAAUGGCCCAGCUUCAGGAUAUCAGCAGGGAGGCCUACCUUCAGGAUAUUCUCCCAAUACAAGUUUUUAUUCUAAGGCUCUGACUGAAAAUGUAAUUUCUGACCUGUCCUCUCCCUCUCCACUUCACUUGGGUUCAGUACGACCACCCCUCACAUCAGGGGCUCCAGUCUUGGCUUCUCAAGAUUACAACCAGUAUGCCCAGGGAGGGGUUCAGAAUGGUCCUCCUACCAUGAGCAGUCAAGCACCAAGGCCCCCUGUCUCCCAGUCCUACGUGCCUGCUCAUGUGCAUCCUGCUGGCCCCCAGCCAGCCUACCGACAGCAGCAGAGUGGUGCUCCGCCCGCAAGCGUUCAGCAGAUGACCAAUCAGAUGGCCGGAAUGCAAAUGGUUUCUAGUGCGUCGUCCCUGGCUGCUCCGGUUCCACCAACAUCCUCACAGCCUCCCCUCAUACCUGCCCCCCCUUCAUUCUCUCAGCCUCCCACUAAUGUUACCAUAUCACAGGCUUCCCCUCAAGGUUUCUAUGCAGCUGCCCUUCCCUCACAGCAGUCCUUUACCAUGUCCACCCCACCAUCCCAGCCCCCUGUUUGUGGAACAGCACCUCUUCCUUCACAGCCACUGUUCUCCAGUGGGCCACCUCUUCCAGCUCAGUCCUCAUUUAGUGGGCCACCCCCUCUUUCACACUCCUCUUUUCCCGUUGGACCCCCACCUAGUUCCCAGGGCCAGAUAACCCCCACACCCCCACCUGCAAUCCAGCCUGUUUUUCAGGGGGGUCCUUCACCUUCUUCCCAGUCUCAGUUCCCUGGUCCCCCAUCUCAGCAGCCCACUGUUUCACCACCUUCCUCUCAGCCUCAGUUCCCUGGCCCCCCAACUCAACAGCUCCCUGUUCCUCCACCUACCUCCCAACCCCAGUUCCCUGGUCCCCUACCUCAGCAGCCCCCUGCUUUCCAUCCUGCCCCUGCUCCCACCUCUGGCUUCCCUCCAGUAGGUAGUGCUUCCCCUAGACCUCCAAGCAUGCAGGGACCACCCCUGUCUCACCAGUCCUUGUCAGGGCCUCCCAUGUCCCAGGCCAGCCAAGGACCUUUGUCAGGGCUGCCAGCCACAUCUGGGAUGCCUCCUGGCCCACCUCCCAUAGCCAUGCAAGGCCCUCCAAUGCAGCCGGGAAUUCAGGGAUACCAGUCACAGCAAAAUGGUGCUUUUGGGCAGGGCGGAGCACUGCAACCUGGUUAUUCCAGUCCCUAUCCCGUGCAGCAGAAUUUUGGAGCUCCACCCAUUCCUCCUGGCCCAGCCCCAGGCCCAGCCCCAGCCCCCUCUCUACCAGGCCCAAAGAGGCUGGAUCCUGACUCUAUCCCCAGUCCGCAAGCCUCUGAGCUUCCUCCUGCGCAGAGAACAAGACAUAGAAUAGAUCCAGAUGCUAUCCCCAGCCCAAUUCAGGUGAUUGAGGAUGAUAAAGCCAACAAGAGCGGUGAGCCGUUCAGUACAGGGGUCAGAGGUCAGGUUCCCCCCCUCGUAACAACCAAUUUCCUGGUCAGAGAUCAAGGCAAUGCCAGCCCCCGGUACAUCCGCUGCACAGCCUACAACAUACCCUGCACAUCAGACAUGGCCAAGCAGUCGCAGGUGCCUCUGGCAGCUGUCAUUAAGCCUUUGGCAACAUUGCCCCCAGAUGAGGCCCUAUCCUACCCUGUGGACCAUGGUGAGCGAGGUCCAAUCCGCUGCAACCGCUGCAAAGCAUACAUGUGCCCAUACAUGCAGUUCAUCGAGGGUGGCCGACGCUUCCAGUGUGGCUUCUGCAGCUGCGUGACAGAAGUACCUCCAUACUACUUCCAGCACUUGGACCACACUGGGAAACGGGUUGACUGUGAUCGGCCAGAACUUUCUUUGGGCAGCUAUGAGUUUCUGGCCACUGUGGAAUACUGCAAGAACAACAAGCUGCCCCAGCCGCCAGCCUACAUCUUCCUUAUUGAUGUAUCAUACAGCGCCAUGAAGAGUGGUCUAGUCAGCAUCGUCUGUGAGGAGCUGAAGACCUUACUUGACUACCUGCCGAGAGAGACCAACGAAGGAGAGUCAAGCAUCAGGGUUGGCUUUGUCACCUACAACAAGGUGCUGCACUUCUACAAUGUGAAGAGCUCCCUGGCCCAGCCCCAGAUGAUGGUGGUCUCAGAUGUGGCUGACAUGUUUGUCCCUCUACUUGAUGGCUUCCUGGUGAAUGUGGGCGAGUCCCGCGCUGUCAUAAAUAGUUUACUGGAUCAGAUACCUGAGAUGUUUGCCGACACGAGGGAAACGGAGACGGUGUUUGGACCUGUUAUCCAGGCUGGACUAGAGGCCCUCAAGGCCGCUGACUGCGCUGGGAAGCUCUUCGUCUUCCACUCAUCGCUGCCAAUUGCAGAGGCCCCUGGGAAGCUGAAGAACCGUGAGGAUAAGAAGCUCAUUGGCACCGACAAAGAGAAGUCCCUGUUUCAGCCCCAGGUCACUUUCUAUGGUAACUUGGCAAAGGAGUGUGUGGCUCAGGGUUGCUGUAUGGACCUUUUCCUCUUCCCCAAUCAGUAUGUGGACGUGGCUACGUUGGGCAUUGUACCCUCCUUCACUGGAGGCUCUCUCUACAAAUACACCUACUUCCAGGCUACCACAGACAGGGAAUGUUUUCUCCACGACCUGCGCAGGGCUGUUCAGAAGCACAUGGGCUUUGAUGCUGUGAUGAGAGUGCGGACCAGCACUGGUAUCCGAGCCAUGGACUUCUACGGCUCCUUCUACAUGAGCAACACCACUGACGUGGAGCUAGCUGGACUGGACUGUGACAAGACUAUCACAGUUGAGUUCCGACAUGACGACAAACUCAGCGAAGAGACUGGUGCCCUCAUACAGUGUGCCGUGCUCUACACUAGCUGUAGUGGACAGCGGCGGCUCCGGGUCCACAACCUGGCUGUGAACUGUUGCACGCAGCUAGCAGACCUGUAUCGCAACUGCGAGACAGACACCCUAAUCAACUUCUUCGCCAAACACGCUUAUCACAGUGUUCUCAGCAAUCCCACCAAGAACGUGAGAGACGGCCUCACCAACCAAUGUGCCCAGAUCCUUGCCUGCUACCGCAAGAACUGCGCUAGCCCCUCAUCAGCUGGACAGUUGAUCCUGCCAGAGUGUAUGAAGCUUCUGCCGGUCUACCUGAACUGUGUGCUGAAGAGCGAUGUGCUGCAUCCUGGGGCUGACGUGUCCCUGGAUGAACGGGCCUACCUGCGUCAGCUGGUCUCCUGCAUGGAUGUGGCUGAGAGCCAUGUGUUCUUUUAUCCACGCCUAUUGCCACUGCAAAAGCUGGAUUUGGAGAGCGAAGCCCUUCCAGUGGCUGUGAGGGACUCGGAGGAAAGGCUGUCGAAGGGAGGGGUCUAUUUGCUGGAGAAUGGCCUGCAGCUCUUCCUCUGGGUGGGAGCCAACACUCAGCAGGAGCUACUGCAGAACAUCUUUGGCAUCUCUUCCUUCGGGCAGAUUGACCCCAACAUGACAACUCUACCAGUGUUGAACAAUCCUUACUCAAAGAAGCUGCGCGACAUGAUCAAGUCCAUUCGCGAUCAGCGGUCCCGCUAUAUGAAGCUGCUGGUGGUCAAACAGGAAGACAAGCUGGAGCUCAUUUUCAGGCACUUUCUGGUAGAAGACAAAAACAACAGUGGUGGUGCAUCCUAUGUGGACUUUCUGUGUCACAUGCACAAGGAGAUCCGCCAGCUGCUCAGCUAGGAGGAGGGGCUAGUUUGGCCUUGCCCCACCCAUUUCCUAACCCUUUAAAUGAGACUUUCAUGUUUUUAUUUUACUUUAUCACAAAUAGGUCUCCAUCUUGUUACCCACCUCUUUGUCAGUGAAAAGUGGGAUGGAAGAGUUUGCGCUGUCGGGUUUUAAUGGCUCUUUUGGGUUGAGCCUUGAUCUGGUAACUAAAAUUGCUGUCGUUUUGAUGUUAUGUGGUGAGCAAGCGUGUUGUGCACGUGACAGCAUGGCGGCAACUGUAAGUGCUGCUGCUGGUGGUUCUAACCUGUUCUACAGAUGAACAAAUAACCAGCCCCUAACCCUGAAUGAUCUGCUGGUGAGAAAUGCUGGCAGCUGAGGAUAACGAAAUCCAUCAUUUCCCAAAACACGAAAUCGUCUCGUAAUUUUUCCUCACGUAUAUUUUUCUUCUCUGCUCUAGUGAUUUGUCAUUCUGAGCCAUGACCUUUCUUGCUGCAUUAUGGCGUUUUCAGACCCAUUAAUUUUCAACAUUGUCCCCGGUUUUGUGUUGCAAGUUUUGUUACGCGAGACAGGAGGCGCUGUUAGCGUAAGCCACAGCGUGGGCUCAUUGGAGCAGCAGCACACUACCCUUUAGUCCUUAUCAAUCUUUCCUAAACAUAACAAAUCAUCAAGGCUAGAGCCUUCGGAGAUGUGGGCACGGUGGCGGAAGGAACUCUGCCUGCUACCUCUGUGCUGCUGUCCCUUGGGCACAGAAGCUCUGCGUGUCGUGUAAUACACCUCAUUGCUGGGCUGCUUUCGGGGCCGCAGUGGCUCAGAGUCCCGUUAUUGUUGGAGGCAGUCCCACCGGUAGAUGGAUGGGGUUUGGGAUGGGGGGGGGGGUCCCUGCUUGUCAGAAAAUUGUGUUGUGCUGGAGCACGGCUGGAGUUCAUGUGUUGCUUUUAUCGCGGAUUAUCCGCAAGCCUGAUUACACUUCGUUAUUAUCAAAGUCCUGAUGGCUGAGUGUAACUUGAUGGUGAGUGAUUGGUACCUGUAUUGACUAUAUAAGUCUGCUUAUUCCCUCAAUUUUUUGCUUUUCUUCUUGAAAAGGCCUCUGUUUACUGGUCACAUCUGACAUGUGUGGUGCACUGUUGUGCUUUUUUUUUUUUUUAAUCUCCCCAUGUAAAUAAUUUGAAUGAUUAUAAACUGUUUUUCCUGUGUACAUAACAUGUAAAUGACUGGAUAAUGGAUGACUUUCCGUCAAACACUGGACGCAAAUCUCCAAACAAACCCUGUCCAUUACCGCUCGGUAGGAAUUGCAACUGUUUGUCUGUUCACCUACUGAGGUCUGCUGGGAAGCGUUUGCUUGGUAGCACUUAACUUUUAUUCCCCACAAGCUCCUUUAGUGGGACGUUUGUGGGUAAUAAAGCGGGCGAGGUGAGUCGACACACAUUGUGGUGAAUGUGUAGUUAAUACCCAAGAGCUCUUUAACCAUUUUAAACAAUGGCAGAAAAUGCGAGUUCAUUUGUUUUAUUUUUUCUUGAAAAAUUUC
This is a messenger RNA of Scleropages formosus (Asian bonytongue), 5498 nucleotides long. Its product is annotated as protein transport protein Sec24C-like. The transcript is spliced from 25 exons. The record is from RefSeq and is a predicted model, not a curated record. Gene Ontology annotation, cellular component: endoplasmic reticulum exit site; COPII vesicle coat. Gene Ontology annotation, molecular function: zinc ion binding; SNARE binding. Bases 140 to 3988 code for a protein of 1282 amino acids. Gene Ontology annotation, biological process: COPII-coated vesicle cargo loading; intracellular protein transport; endoplasmic reticulum to Golgi vesicle-mediated transport. Lineage: Eukaryota; Metazoa; Chordata; Actinopteri; Osteoglossiformes; Osteoglossidae.